UUAUCUGAUGUAUUUUAACGUUUGAUGUAGCUGUGCGUGAGGGGUGAAUUAUUACAUGUUUUGAAACACUGAAUUUGGCUUUGGAAUACCACAUUUCGAUUUUGCGUUGACAUUGACAGCUUAACGUACGUCGUAGGUAGCUAACGUAGGCUACAGUAUCAGCAACAAGCUAGUCUGUUAGUCUGUACUUGUCCUGAAGGAAUUUAUGUUGUAGCUAGCUGACUAUAAUCCCUGCCAGUGUGCAUCGCCUAAAACACAUGCAUCACGUUGGUUGUUGAUGUAUUAUCUAAACACACAUGGAGUAUUGAGCUAACGACAGUUAGCUGCUGCUGUCUCAUUAAUUGAUCGACUUUUCCAACCAGCCAGAACCACCUGCAACUGGUAUCUCUCCCAUCUUGGCUGGGGAUAGCUGGCCGCCGGCUCAAGUAUUUUGGACCUGGCCCAGCCUUUGUGGGGAGCAGAAGAGUCUGAGUCAGAGCUGAAGAUGGUCUGAUGGACCUCCGCUUUUUGCUGACUUUCCUCUUCUGCUCAGUCUCGUGGAUCUUCUUCUGGGAAGUGCGCUGGAAGAAAGGCAAAGAAAGUCAGAUUGAAGAAUGGAUUCAAGGCCACAGUCUCUCCGAUUACAAACACUUAUUUGAAGAUGUGCAGACUCUGGAGGAGCUGAGCCUGAGUAUUCUGACUCGUCUGGAGUACGUGGUGAGAGAGAAGCGGCGCUGGAGGGACAUCGCAGAGGCUCACAUCCAGCUGCUGCGAGACUUUGCCUUCCAGGAGUGGCUCUGCUCUCAGAGCCUUGAGCACUACUAUCAUACACUGAAGACCUUGGGUUGUAUGACUCUGGAUGAUCUAGCCCAGUUUGACAGCCAGUUGCAGCUCUCUCUUGCUGCAUGGGGAUACUACUACGAAGACUACAUCAAGCUGUCCACAGGCGUCAAGGUUCUCCAGGCCUCUAGGGGGAGCCGCGACCAGGACUACGAGAUCCAACUCGUGCACAGCCUUGCUGAAAGGCGCCUAAAUGAGAAGUGGUCUAUCGCGGGAGCUUUUAUAUUUGGCUGUACUGUGGCACUGUGCUUUCUGAUAAGGGACCUCAUGUUUUACGUGAUUGGUGGAAUUACUGUUUCCAUCAUAGCGUUUGUCUUUACCAUCAAGUUCCUAUGUGAGCUUGCUGCACGGGUGGUUAGCUUCCUGCAGAAUGAGGACCCCGGGAGAAGGGGCGACCGCAGCAUCUACGACUAUGUACGAGGGAACUACCUGGACCCGCGCUCCUGCAAGGUGUCCUGGGAUUGGAAGGACCCACAGGAAGUGGGCCAGACUAUGAGCUUCCGUGUUCAGCUCUUCUACAAGAACGGCCAGCCCUUCCCUGCCCACCGACCCGUGGGGUUAAGGGUCAACAUCACUCACAUAGAGCUGGCCCUAGACAUCCCCAUCACCCAGGAGGUUCUGCAGGAGCCAGAGUCCAAUGUGGUCAAAGUGGCCUUCACUGUCCGCAAGGCCGGACGCUAUGAGGUAGCUGUCAAACUGGGAGGACUCAACGUGGCCUACAGCCCUUACUACAAGAUAUUCAAGCCAGGGACAGUGGACCCGUCCAAAACGAAGAUAGCCUACCACUUCUCCACACUGGUCUUAGUAUAUGGCCAGCAGCAUACCCUGCAGAUCGAGCCUCGGGACGAGUAUUGCAACCCCACCAGUAACUCCACCUCACUGAUAGACGAAGUCAACUACAGCGUCCACGUCCACUCGCUGGGCACGGUGGAUGACGACAGCCUGGAGGAGUACUACUGUAAGUCAGUGUCAUCCAACAAGCAGCUGUGCCAGGUACUGCUGAAAAUCACCCUGAGGAAGAAGGGCUGUUUCCGGGCACGCAUCUCCUAUAACGACCUGCCCCUCAGCAAUGGAGAGUUCGACAUCAUUGUUCUCAGUGAGAAUGAGAAGAACUGUGUGGAGAAGAACGUGUCCACCACAGGGAUCAGCAUCUACUUUGAGGCGUACCUGUAUGGCUCAGGGAACUACAGUAACUACAGUAACUCCUCGUGGCAGCUCCCAGCCUCGGCUCUGAUGGCCCCUCAGAGACGGCCCUCCAUGGGGGACGAGGAGGACGAGCAUGACUCCCCUGUAGAGGGACAGCCGGAGAAGGUCAAGAAACCAAAAAAGGUCUACUGCUACAUAUCGCCAAAGCAACUGUCAGUGAAGGAGUUUUACCUGAAAAUCAUUCCAUGGCGCCUUUUCACCUUUCGAGUUUGCCCAGGGACAAAGUUCACAUACUAUGGCCCUGACCCCGUUCACAAGUACUUGACUCUUGUAGUGGAUGAUGGGAUCCAGCCGCCAGUGGAGCUGAGCUGUAAAGACAGAAACAUCAUGGCUGCCACCUUCAUCCGUUUCCUGCACAAGAAUAUCGGUGGCUCGGAGACAUUCCAGGACAAGGUGAGCUUCUUCCAGAGGGAGCUCAGACACAUCCACUCCAAGAGGCCUCGCACCAAGACCUGCCUGAAGAUCACACGCCACUGCAUCCUGGACUCUUCUCUGAAAUCCACCCGGAACUUCUCUGUGUCAGAUUGGAGUAAGAACUUUGAGGUGGUGUUCCAGGAUGAGGAAGCUCUGGACUGGGGAGGGCCGCGAAGGGAGUGGUUUGAGCUCGUCUGUAAGACCCUGUUUGACACCACCAAUCAGCUGUUUACUCGCUUCAGUGACGACAACCAGGGCCUGGUCCACCCCAACGCUGAGCGGCCGGUCCACCUGCGUCUGAAGAUGUAUGAGUUUGCGGGGCGCGUGGUGGGGAAGUGCCUGUACGAGUCAGCCCUGGGCGGGGCCUACAAGCAGCUGGUCCGCGCUCGCUUCACCCGCUCCUUCCUGGCCCAGCUCAUCGGACUCAGGAUGAACUACAAGUACUUUGAGACGGAUGAUCAGGAGUUCUACAAAACGAAAGUCUGCUUCAUCCUAAACAAUGAUGUCAGUGAAAUGGACCUGGUGUUUGCUGAGGAGAAGUACAAGUCAGGACAGCUGGAGAAGGUGGUGGAGCUGAUAUCUGGAGGAGCUCAGAUUGCUGUUAACAAUGAGAACAAGAUGCAUUAUCUGAACCUGCUGGCCCAGUACAGGCUCGCCAGUCAGGUGCGAGACGAGGUGGAGCACUUUCUCAAAGGUUUGAAUGAACUUGUCCCAGAGAACCUCCUGGCCAUAUUUGAUGAGAAUGAGCUGGAGCUGUUGAUGUGCGGUACGGGGGACAUCAAUGUCCAGGACUUCAAGGCCCAUGCUGUGGUUGUAGGAGGGUCGUGGCACUUCAGAGAGAAGGUGAUGAAGUGGUUCUGGGCCGUGGUGUCCAGCUUCACCCAGGAGGAGUUGGCUCGCCUGCUGCAGUUCACCACCGGCUCCUCCCAGCUUCCCCCUGGGGGCUUCAACACCCUCUGCCCCUCCUUCCAGAUCAUCGCUGCUCCCACACACAGCACCCUGCCCACCGCACACACCUGUUUUAACCAGCUUUGCCUCCCCACCUAUGACUCCUAUGAGGAGCUGCACAAGAUGCUGAAGCUGGCCAUCAGUGAGGGCAGUGAGGGCUUCGGCAUGCUCUGAGUGGCCCUAUCCCUGGAGCUCACCCCCAGACUCUGGUCACACUGUGGUCCUGCUCAUACAGCAGUGGGGUGCCAAUGACACCAGCUCCAACCAGGCCCCUGGUACGCCCGUUACCCGCUCCAUCCGCUUUGGACAAUGAACAUCCCUCCUCGACUCACACGGACUACCCAUAAUCCUCUUUCAGUGGUAGAGUGCAUUAAAGGAAGUCCACAGGACGUCCCAGUAGGCUCUGGGACGUCUUCAGGUGUCUGCACUAUGUGUAUAUACUGUACAAUGUUUGCUUUUCUAAUGAAGAACAUGACCUAGUGUUAGAAAAGGCUGGGUAGUUUUAUUCUAGAUGUUAGAGUUGUUUAAUUUGAUGUUUUUGAGACAGAAUAUAGAGCUAGUUAAAGAGCCUAGUGAGCUUGGUGUUGUUUUGGUUUUUUGAAUUUUAUUUUGGAAAAAAGCUGAGGAACAUUUAAAUGCAAAAGCAGCCUACACAAAGUGUGGAGAAGCUGCACACCCCAUAGCACUUUGGCCUUACCUGAUCAGGGAAGGAUGUGUGUGUAUAUAGUGCGAAAAGUUUGAAAAUGUAUGUACUCAUACUUUAAGUCGCUCUGCUAAAUUAUUCAAAUGUAAAAUGUAUAUACAGUAUAUAUUAUAUCACUCUUUCAUUUCAAUAUGUGUACAUGCAUGUUAAAAGGUUGUCAUGUUAUAGCAACAGUUGAGAUAUAUUUUCAAACAGAAGGGACUAAAGGUAUUUGAUAGAUCUUUGAGGUCAUACUUUUUUAUUGGUGGGAGUUUAAUAUAUUACAGCUGAUUCAUUUAUUUUUUUAGUUAUCAUCGUUUCACAUCGACAAUUGGCUUCAGUGUACAAAUACAUUUCACCCAUACCGUUGAUGGCAAUGUUAUUUGUCUUGAGCCGUAACAGUUUUUGUUUUAAAACCUGCCUUAUUCAA
Messenger RNA from Salvelinus sp. IW2-2015, 4499 nucleotides. The record is from RefSeq and is a predicted model, not a curated record. Lineage: Eukaryota; Metazoa; Chordata; Actinopteri; Salmoniformes; Salmonidae.